Messenger RNA from Zea mays, 2999 nucleotides. Its product is annotated as putative receptor protein kinase ZmPK1. Lineage: Eukaryota; Viridiplantae; Streptophyta; Magnoliopsida; Poales; Poaceae. Gene Ontology annotation, biological process: protein phosphorylation; recognition of pollen. The transcript has a single exon. Bases 301 to 2760 code for a protein of 819 amino acids. Gene Ontology annotation, molecular function: protein serine/threonine kinase activity; ATP binding. The record is from RefSeq and is a predicted model, not a curated record.
AACACAACUGAUUAGCUUAUUUUUAAGUUCGCAUUAGUGUGUAACCAUAUCAUAUCACCACAUGAGUAGGUGUGUAACCAUAACAAAUCAUAUCACCACAUCUUAAGUAAACUAGACACUCAUAACAAAUCAUAUCACCACAUGAGUAGGUGUGUAACAUAACCUAUCAUAUCAUCACAUCUUAAGAGAACCCUAAAUAUGCGCUGCGCCUGCUUCUCCUGACCAUCAUUCACUUGCUUCUCCUGACCAUCAUUCACUUGCUUCCCUUGACAACUGAUAGUAGCUGCAGCAUCUAAUACCAUGAAUGAGAGCUCAGCAGCGGCCAGUAGUUAUCUCCUCCUCACAUUGAUUAUUCAUCUGCUGCCGUUCGUCUCAGCCCAUGAUUUCCUGUCAGCCGGUUCGUCUCUCUCCGUAGAGCACAGCUCUGAUGUGCUCCACUCGCAAGAUGGCACUUUCACCUGCGGCUUCUACCGCAUCUCCCCCAACGCCUCCACCUUCUCCAUCUGGUUCUCCGGAUCAUCGGAAAGAACCGUCGUCUGGAGCGCCAACCCUCUCCACCCCGUGUACACCUGGGGAUCCAAAGUCGAGCUAGACGCCGACGGGAGCAUGGUUCUAAAGGACUACAAUGGCCAGAUCGUGUGGACCAACAACGCGAGCGUUUCGGACGCUGGGCAUGUUCAAGCUCGGCUGCUGGGCACCGGGAACCUCGCUGUGGAGGGAAGAGGUGGCGCCAUCCUGUGGCAAAGCUUUGAUUCUCCUACUGACACCUUGUUACCUACUCAGAGAAUCACUGCUUCCACAAAGCUGGUCUCUACUAACAGGUUACUUGUUCCUGGCCACUACAGCUUCCGUUUCGACGACCAGUACCUUCUUUCUCUGUUUGAUGACGAGAAAAACAUUUCUUUCAUCUACUGGCCAAAUCCGCGUAUGACUAUCUGGGCGAAGGGUAGAGUGCAGUUCAACAGCACCAUGUCUGGGGCUCUUGACACCUUGGGACAUUUCCUUGCAAGUGACAAUGCAACCUUUACAGCUGCUGACUGGGGCCCUGGUAUCAUGAGGCGGCUAACACUGGAUUACGAUGGCAACCUCAGAUUGUACAGUCUUAAUGUGGCAGACAGAACAUGGUCGGUCACAUGGAUGGCGUUUCCUCAGCUUUGCAAUGUACACGGUCUGUGUGGCGAAAACGGAAUUUGUGUGUAUACGCCUGUGCCUGCUUGUGCGUGUGCCCCUGGUUUUGAAGUCAUCGACCCAAGUGAGCGGAGCAAAGGCUGCAGACCAAAGACCAACAUCAGUUGUGAUGUGGAGAAGGUGGAUUUUGCUAAGCUACCCCACACUGAUUUCUUGGGGUAUGAUAUGACUGCCCAUCACUCCGUUUCUCUUGACUUUUGCAAGAAGGAGUGCCUGCAUGAUUGCAACUGCAAGGGUUUUGCAUACUGGGAAGGGAUUGGUGAUUGCUAUCCGAAGUCUGUUCUUGUUGGCGGUGUAACCCUGCAGAACUUUGCUAGUACUGGUACGAUGUACAUCAAGAUUCCUAAUGGAUUACAAGUGUUGGAUGCCUCAAUUCCGCAAUCACAACCUUUUGGUCCCAAGUAUAGUCCUGACUGUGGUACAACAAAUAGAUACUUCAUAGCAGAUUUUCUGGAUAAGCUUAAGAGAGAUCAUAGUGGAUCAAAGUAUCUGUACUUCUAUGGAUUCUUGUCAGCAAUAUUUCUGGCAGAGGUAGUGUUUGUUGGAUUAGGAUGGUUUAUUUUGAGGAGGGAAUACAGAGAACUGAGAGGAGUAUGGCCAGCUGAGCCUGGAUAUGAAAUGAUAGCCAAUCAUUUUCGCAGGUAUGCCUACAGAGAGUUGGUGACGGCGACCAGAAAGUUUAAGGACGAACUUGGAAGGGGUGCAUCAGGCAUUGUAUACAAAGGCGUCUUGGAAGACAAGGGGGCAGUAGCUGUGAAGAAAUUAGCAGAAAUAAACCAAAGUGAAGAAGAAUUCCGGCAUGAACUGAGUGUGAUUAGCAUGAUUAACCAUAUGAAUCUAGUGAGAGUUUGGGGAUACUGUUCCGACGGUCCACACAGGAUACUGGUUUCUGAAUGUUUUGAGAAUGGUUCGUUGGAUAAAAUCUUAUUUGGUAGCAAGGGUUCAGAAAUCUUGCUUGGAUGGAAGCAAAGGUUUGAUAUUGCGCUGGGGGUGGCUAGAGGAUUGGCCUAUCUUCACCACGAGUGUUCAGAGUGGGUCAUCCACUGCGACGUGAAGCCUGAAAACAUACUGCUGGAUGAGAACUUGGUGCCAAAGAUUGCAGACUUUGGCCUUGCAAAGCUCCUGAACAGAGGUCGAUCAAACCUAAACGUUUCAAAGAUCCAAGGAACUAGAGGUUACUUGGCGCCGGAAUGGGUUUCUAGCCUCCCGAUCACAGCAAAGGUUGAUGUCUACAGCUUUGGAGUGGUGCUACUGGAACUACUAAUAGGAGCACGUGUCUCAAACAUGGGAAAUGAUGAGGAUGUGGAAGCAGAGAUGGUCCUUGGAAGGGUGUCAAGGCUGGUCAAAGAAAAGCUGCAGUCGGAUGAUACUGAGCCGUCUUGGAUCGCCGACUUCAUUGACUCUAGACUGAACGGUGAUUUCAACAAUUUGCAGGCAAGAAUAAUGAUGAGGCUGUCCAUUUCAUGCCUGGAGGAAGAUAGAGACAGAAGACCAACCAUGGAAAAUGCAGUUCAGAUACUUGUUUUAACUGAAGAUGUCAGUGGCGCAAAUGUAAUGGUAAGAGCAACCUGAAAGUCUGCCUCCAUAUCGUUCUUUUGUACCGAGGGCCAUCAAAUAACCUGCAGAUAGAAGGAACAGAAGCGCUAAUUGUAACAUAUCUGCAAUAUCCAUGCAAAAUUUUCUUUCUAUUUUUUUUUCUUUUCAGAAAAAGUUUUCUUUGUAAUUUUGCGAGAUAAAUCUGCCGAAAAACACUGUUACUCAAGUAAAAUAUCAUGAUGAUUUAUUCAAUCAGAGUGCAGAAAACUUUUGCA